CUCGGCUUCUUAUAGUUAUUACCGGCUCAUAUUCAAUUCCGGGUCUCCCGCCAGAACUUGGAAAUAUCGAAUUUCACCCUUUGUCGCGACUACAUUGAACAAAUAAAUCGAAAUGGCACAGGUUACAGUCUCCGACGAUAUUCUGGCGAAUAUCAAAGACCGGGUUGUCUUGAUUACUGGUGGGUCGUCUGGGAUUGGCAGAGCGACCGCGCAACUAUGCCUGGAUCUGGGCGCCAGAGUCGUGAUUGGAGAUCUGAAUCCUCCCAAUCCCGAGUUCAAAGACACCGAUGAAGCCCAUUACCUGGAGGUGAACGUGACCUCCUGGGAAAGCCUUCGAAACAUGUUCGAUCAAGCCGACAAGUUAUUCGGUGGCAUCGAUCACGUCUUCGCCAAUGCUGGUGUCGGUCCGACUACGGACUUCUUGGAUAUCAAUUUCAAUGAAGCCGGAGAACUCGAGCCACCGAGUCUCCGGACGAUCAAUGUCAAUCUCCUCGGCCCUCUGUACACAAUUAAUAUGGCACAGGCAUACAUGAAGCAACUUGCAAGCCGUCGUCCCAUGAAAACCGGUAGCAUCGUCCUCACAGCCUCAGCGUCCUCAUUCCAGAACUUCAGUGCUGGCGACUACACGAUCGCUAAACACGGUGUUUUAGGUAUGGUCCGCGGUCUAGUACACAAACUGGAGACAGAAGGUAUUAUCCGGCUGAACGCAGUCGCACCCUCGUGGACUCAGACGGGAAUGAUCCCCGCUGAUUACAUUCGGUCCAUGGGUGUUCCAGUUCAGUCACCCGAAGCCGUUGCUCGGAGCGUGGUGCUUCUGUUUGCCGAUGAGACUCGGCAUGGAGAAGUCAUUUACAGCUCAGAGGGAAAUUUCUGGGAGGUUAAUAAAUCCGAAGGGGGCCUUUUACAUAUGACGAAGACGUUGCUCUUUGAUGAUGAUAUUCUGGAGGGUGUGAUGCGAAAUAUGAACGAGCAGGCGGCUCAGUCAUAACCGUGUAAAGGGCAGAGGAUGGCUCCCUUUAGGUGCUGCCUCAAAUCUUGUUAUUAUAUUCGAC
This is a messenger RNA of Penicillium brasilianum, 1052 nucleotides long. Lineage: Eukaryota; Fungi; Ascomycota; Eurotiomycetes; Eurotiales; Aspergillaceae. The record is from the annotation of a GenBank genome assembly.